UUAGUCAUUUUCUUAACUCCUCCAAUUCCGGUAAACAUCAAAAAACAAACACACACACAUUUUUGGUGUAUGGUGAUUGUGCAAAAAAAAAAACAACUUUUUUUUUUAAUAGAAGAAAAAAGUAAUUUUGUUUAUCUUUUUUCCAAAAAACUCCAGCAACAUGAAAGUGUUCUUUGCUGUUGCGGCUCUUGUGGUCGUAGCAACUAAUGGUCAACUUUUCAAUGAUAUUCCGGAUUCAUCAGUUCCUCAUUAUUCAGCAAUAAUUAACGAGAGAGAACCUAAUGGUUAUCAUUAUGGAAAACCAUCGAAUCCAUUACCACUACCAAAUCAGCCAAAACCAGAAGGCUAUCACUAUGAAAAACCACAGAAUCCAUUACCUUUGCCAAAUAAACCAAAACCAGAAGUAAGAAAACCAGAAGGUUAUCAUUACAAUAGACCGCAAAAUCCACUCCCAUUGCCAAAUGAACCGAAACCAGAAGUGAGAAAACCAGAAGGAUAUCAUUAUGAGAAACCACAAAAUCCAUUACCUUUGCCAAAUGAACCAAAACCGGAAGUAAAGAAACCAGAAGGAUAUCAUUAUGAGAAACCACAAAAUCCACUCCCUUUGCCAAAUGAGCCGAAACCGGAAGUAAGGAAACCAGAAGGUUAUCAUUAUGAGAAACCACAAAAUCCACUACCUUUGCCAAAUGAGCCAAAACCGGAAGUGAGGAAACCAGAAGGAUAUCAUUAUGAGAAACCACAAAAUCCACUCCCUUUGCCAAAUGAGCCAAAACCGGAAGUGAGGAAACCAGAAGGAUAUCAUUAUGAGAAACCACAAAAUCCACUCCCUUUGCCAAAUGAGCCGAAACCGGAAGUAAGGAAACCAGAAGGUUAUCAUUAUGAGAAACCACAAAAUCCACUACCUUUGCCAAAUGAGCCAAAACCGGAAGUUAGAAAACCAGAAGGUUAUCACUACGAAAAACCACAAAAUCCACUACCUUUGCCAAAUGAGCCAAAACCGGAAGUUAGAAAACCAGAAGGUUAUCACUACGAAAGACCACAAAAUCCAUUACCUUUGCCAAAUGAGCCAAAACCGGAAGUGAGGAAACCAGAAGGAUAUCACUACGAAAAACCACAUAAUCCACUACCUUUGCCAAAUGAGCCAAAACCGGAAGUAAGGAAACCAGAAGGAUAUCAUUAUGAGAAACCACAAAAUCCACUACCUUUGCCAAAUGAGCCAAAACCGGAAGUCAGAAAACCAGACGGUUACCAAUAUCCAAUACCAUCGAAUCCGUUACAAUUACCAAAUACUUUCUAAUUCAUUUUUUUUUCUUAAUUAAAAAAAUAGAAAGAAUGAAUUUGUGAUUAUACCGAAAAAAGAUUUCAUACAUAAUUGUCACGAUAAAAUAGAUUUUAAAAUGAAGAUCAAAAUUUUUUUUUAGAACACAAAAAAUAAGUAAAUUUCAAAAAAAAAAAAAUUAGAAUGAAUUUACCAAAAAUAAAUAAAAUUUUGAAUUAGUAAAUAUAUUUUAUAUAAAAAUUGUCAUGUUUCUAAUGCCAUAUAUAAUUUUACAGGUACUGUAUAAGUA
This is a messenger RNA of Leptopilina boulardi, 1568 nucleotides long. RefSeq lists its product as uncharacterized. NCBI's taxonomy places the organism in Eukaryota, Metazoa, Arthropoda, Insecta, Hymenoptera, Figitidae. The coding region runs from base 161 to 1297 and encodes 378 amino acids. The transcript has 2 exons. The record is from RefSeq and is a predicted model, not a curated record.